AUGUAUGAGGCUUAUGCAGCUAACGAAGUUGCUAUGAAGCUUCCACUGGAAGUCACUUCGCUUACUUGCCAAAGCUCCACUGGCAAUGUUCUCGCUGGCAGUAAAGUGGGACAACUAUUUGUAUACAGUCCCAGACGUGCUAAUCGUCGCGGUUUUGACCUCGACAACCUUUGCAAGCAAUUUGAAAGAAAAGCUGUUCUGGAGUUGAAAGUAUGUGAGGAGCAAGAUCUGCUGUUUUGCGUCUCCGAUGGACAAAUGGCCGCUCACUCGCUGAGUACGUUUUUGUUCGAUGACCGACAUUAUCCCGUCAUCAAUAUUCUCCAUAAAGUAAAACCUGUACAGAGUUUUACAACUUGGUAUCGUAAGGAUGAAGAUAUGAUGCACAUUUUCGUCUCAUCGAAAAAGCGAUUAUAUCUUUUCAAAUGGCUUGACAACGAUUUUCAUGAAGUCCGAUUUGAGUAUAAUCAGUCAUUUACGGAUAAGCCAGGAACUUUGAAGUUGGUUUUAACUGGCGGUUUUAAAGUUGUUGAUGACACUGUAUUCCUGAGUUGUGGUCGCGAAUACAUUCUUAUGAAGCUUAUCGAUAAAAGCACUGAUGAAGAACAGCUGUUACUCGGUGAAUGUCGCCGUCUUUUCGACUUUGGCGACAACGCAGGGAUUGUGGAAAUAUGGGAUCGAGAUCUUCUUGGAUUUCUCCAUGGCGACACAGUUGUUAUCACCAGUUUCGACGGUCAUAAAACUUCCUUGGCGGAUGUAAGGUUCAGCGAUGUGUUAGUCGAUAUAGUGUAUGACCCACCUUACCUUGUUGGACUAUUACCAAGAGGAAGAGUUGAAGUUAGAUCACUGACACCAUCGUAUCUCAUCCAAAGUAUGGCGCUUAGUAAAGCCUCCAGUCCAUUCGACGUCUGGAUGCUUGAUGUCCAUACGAAUAUCCGCAGGAAUGUCUCCUUGCUCAUUGCUGACAAGCAGUUUGAAUUGGCUAUCCAAAUCGUGGAAAUGUCAAACAUUUUCACAGAAGAAAACAAGGUCGAAAUCAAGCGACAAGCAGCGUUAAACCUUUUCCAUAGAAGGAAGUUUGAGGAGUCGUUCCAACUAUACGCUGAUAUCAAGACAGAUGUCAUCACUAUCAUCCAAAUGUUUCCCGAAUUUCUGCCAGAAAAGCUGCAGAAGGAUGCGGCGGCAUUUGAUCUCCCGGCAAAUGACAAGAAACGCGCGUUGUUGGCGUUGGGCAACUAUCUUUCAGCGGUACGAGCAGAUCUGUCAAAGCAAUUGGACCAAUACAAUCGCGAGAGGCAUCAUAGCCAAGCUAACAUAAGUCCAGAGCAUGUGAAAAGUCUGCACAUCUCCUUGCAAGUGAUAGACACAGCAUUGUUGAAGUGUUACCUGCAAACCAGGCCAUCACUCGUGGACUCUUUGCUUCGGUUACACAACAACUCUUGCUUUUUCGAAGACGCUGAGUCCAUACUAAAAACUGAAAAUCGUCUCCCAUCUCUUUUUAUAUUGUAUGAAUCGAGGAAAAAGCAUGAAAUGGCACUUGAGCUACUCCGCACUCAGUUUCAAGACCCUGAAUCUGAUCCAUUCUUCCAUGGACUCGAUCAGAUGGUCGCUUACCUACAAACCUUGGGGAACACUCACCUAGAACUGAUAUUCAAAUACACAAGAUGGAUUCUGGAUAAGGACGUUACGGCCGGGUUAGAGGUUUUCACUGGAGAGGAGUCUGACUUGGCUAGAAAUCUUGAUCGACAGGCUGUGCUGGUAUUCUUACGCACGCAUUGUGUUGCAGCUGUCAUUCCAUAUCUGGAGCAUAUAAUCUACAAAUGGGACGAGACCCGACCACAAUUUCAUGAAGCUUUGGUUGAACAUUACAUUGUUCGAGUAAAGCUUUUAUUCAAGGAUUAUGUGCAGGCGUACCCUGACGAUGAAAAUAUAAUCAGAGCAGGGGAUGAAGAUGGAGAGCUGGGUGAGAUGCGACGGCGAUUACUGAAGUUUUUGCGAUUCUCGUUGUACUAUAGCCCACAAGCUGUGAUCUUGCAGCUUAGUAAUUGUGGCUUUUUAAAUUUUUGUCAAACUACUGUGAGUCCAAUCUUGUUUUUUCCUCAUUUUUUUGUUCGGAUUAUUGUUGUGUCUUGGGAUUUAGGGUUUGCACACUCAUCUUUUUACGAAGAACGAGCUUUGGUUCUCGGACGUUUGAAGCACCAUGAACAGGCUUUGGCAAUCUAUACAUCUAUUUUGAAUGACUUUGAUGCCGCUGAGGAGUAUUGCCAAAUAUACUAUGACCGUAGCGAUGAGACCAACUCACAGGUUUAUCUGCUUCUUUUCCGUGCUUAUGUUUGUCCAUUGGAUCCUAUGAUUGCUGGCCUAUCGGAAAAAGAUCUUCCGACUCCAGAACCCGAUGUGCAUAGUGCUGUUAAGGUCCUGAGCAGACACGCUGAUAAGAUUGAUACAGUCGCCGCUCUAUCUAUAAUCCCCAACGACACGCCAUUAUGCACUUUGUCUAAAGCGCUCCAUGCUGUCCUGCAGGCUACUCAUGAUGACGCAUGUGCUGUGAGUCUUCUGGCUCUGCGCCGGUCUGUCUGCCUAUGUGGUGUCGAAUCUCAUGAAGAACGAUUGCGACAAGUCUUGAAGCAACGAAUUGUAAUUGGAAACUCGAGCGAAUGCUCGAAAUGCGGCAAGAAAAUUGGAAAU
Messenger RNA from Cylicostephanus goldi, 2685 nucleotides. Lineage: Eukaryota; Metazoa; Nematoda; Chromadorea; Rhabditida; Strongylidae. The record is from the annotation of a GenBank genome assembly.